Molecule: messenger RNA, 1007 nt
Organism: Leptonychotes weddellii (Weddell seal)
Lineage: Eukaryota; Metazoa; Chordata; Mammalia; Carnivora; Phocidae
Source: RefSeq, a predicted model, not a curated record
CCACAGAGAGAGGCUGCUCACCCAACAGAUGUCUCCAUCUCCAAAACAGCCUUGUACUCCCGCAUCGGGACCUCCGAGGUGGAGAAGCCCGCAGGCCUUCUGUUCCAGCAGCCUGACCUGGACUCCGCACUCCGGAUUGCCAGAGCAGAGAUCAUAACCAAGGAGAGAGAAGUCUCGGAGUGGAAGGACAAAUACGAAGAAAGCAGGCGAGAAGUGAUGGAAAUGAGGAAAAUAGUGGCAGAGUAUGAGAAGACCAUCGCUCAGAUGAUAGAGGAUGAGCAGAGGGAGAAGUCCGUCUCCCACCAGACCGUCCAGCAGCUGGUCCUAGAGAAGGAGCAAGCUCUGGCCGACCUGAACUCCGUGGAGAAAUCUCUGGCCGAUCUCUUCAGGAGAUAUGAGAAGAUGAAGGAGGUCCUUGAGGGUUUCCGCAAGAAUGAAGAGGUGCUGAAGAAGUGUGCACAGGAGUACCUGUCCCGGGUGAAGAAAGAGGAGCAGAGGUACCAGGCCCUGAAGGUGCACGCGGAGGAGAAGCUGGACAGGGCCAACGCCGAGAUCGCGCAGGUCCGAGGCAAGGCUCAGCAGGAGCAGGCUGCCUACCAGGCCAGUCUGCGGAAGGAGCAGCUUCGUGUGGACGCUUUGGAGAGGACGCUGGAGCAGAAGAAUAAAGAGAUAGAAGAACUCACCAAGAUUUGUGAUGAACUGAUUGCCAAAAUGGGGAAAAGCUAACUUUGAACCAAAUGUUUGGACUUGACCAUUGCGUGCAAUAUGACCGUCGGCUCACUGCUGUCCUUCCGGUUACGUGGACAGGUUCUGUUUUCACUUUUUCGUAUGCACUACUGUAUUUCCUUUCUAAAUACCGUUGAUUUGAUUGUAUGCAGUACUAAAGGAGACUAUCAGAAUUUCUUGCUAUUGGUUUGCAUUUUCUUAGUAUAAUUCAUAGCAAGUUGACCUCAGAGUUCCUGUAUCAGGGAGAUUGUCUGAUUCUCUAAUAAAAGACAAAUCGCUGA